Molecule: messenger RNA, 2887 nt
Organism: Lasiosphaeria miniovina
Lineage: Eukaryota; Fungi; Ascomycota; Sordariomycetes; Sordariales; Lasiosphaeriaceae
Product: urease
Exons: 4
Coding region: 334-2685 (783 amino acids)
Biological process (GO): urea catabolic process
Cellular component (GO): urease complex
Molecular function (GO): urease activity; nickel cation binding
Source: RefSeq, a predicted model, not a curated record
GUGACGAUGUUUGCCUCGGUCUACCCGUCCGCCCGUCCGUCCAUCCGUCUGUCUGUCCGACCUCGUUCGUGUCUUGCAGGCGCUGGCGUGUCUGGUCUGUUCCAGGGAGAGUAACCGUAGCUGCCGUGAUCUCAAGCAGUGAGUUAAAAAAAAAACAAAAAGAACAAUGGCUGAACAAACCAGGUCGACAAGCUCGUCAUCUCGCAGCUGGGAUUUCUUGCCCAGCGGCGGCUGGCGCGCGGUGUCAAGCUGAAUCAUUCCGAGGCCACAGCCCUCAUCGCCAGCAACCUCCAGGAGCUCAUUCGCGAUGGCAACCACACCGUCGCCGAUCUCAUGGCCCUGGGAGCCACCAUGUUGGGCCGCCGCCAUGUGCUGCCCGAGGUGACGUCGACGCUGCACGAGAUCCAGGUCGAGGGCACCUUUCCCUCGGGCACCUACCUGGUCACCGUCCACAACCCCGUGAGCACCGACGACGGCGACCUGGCCCGCGCCCUCUACGGCAGCUUUCUCCCCGUCCCCAGCGCUGACGCCUUCCCCCUGCCCGAGCCUGCCGCCUACGAGGCCACCCGCCAGCCCGGCGCCGUCGUGUGCGUCAAGGACGUCAAAGUCACCAUCAACGAGGGCCGCCGCCGCAUCCGCCUCCGCGUCACCAGCAAGGGCGACCGCCCCAUCCAGGUCGGCAGCCACUACCACUUUGUCGAGACGAACCCCCAGCUGUCCUUUGACCGCGCCCGCGCCUACGGCUUCCGCCUGGACAUCGCCGCCGGCACCUCGGUCCGCUUCGAGCCCGGCGACACCAAGACCGUGUCCCUGGUCGAGAUCGGCGGCAACCGCGUCAUCCGCGGCGGCAACAACCUGGCCUCGGGCAAAGUCGACCCGGCCCGUGUCGACGACAUCGUGGCCCACCUGCAGCAGGCCGGCUUCGCCCACACCCCCGAGCCCGAGCCCGCCGACCUGGCCCACGCCGCCGUCGCCGAGGCCUUCCGCAUGGACCGCGCUGCCUACGCCACCAUGUUUGGCCCCACCACAGGCGACACAGUGCGCCUAGGCAGCACCGACCUGUGGAUCAAGGUCGAGCGCGACUUCACCGUCUACGGCGACGAGUGCAAGUUCGGCGGCGGCAAGACGCUGCGCGAGGGCAUGGGCCAGGCCACGGGCCGGUCCGACGCCGACACGCUAGACAUGGUCGUGACCAAUGCCCUCAUCCUCGACUGGUCCGGCAUCUACAAGGCCGACAUCGGCGUCAAGGCUGGCGUCAUUGUCGGCAUCGGCAAGGCCGGCAACCCCGACGUCAUGGACGGCGUGACGCCCAACAUGAUCGUCGGCAGUUGCACUGACGUUGUCGCCGGCGAGGGCAAGAUCAUCACCGCCGGCGGCCUCGACACCCACAUACACUUUAUCUGUCCGCAGCAGGCCUUCGAGUCCAUCGCCUCGGGCAUCACGACCAUGCUCGGCGGCGGGACGGGUCCCAGCGCCGGCACAAACGCCACAACCUGCACGCCCGGAGCCCACUACAUGCGCCAGAUGCUCCAGGCGUGCGACCAGCUGCCGCUCAACAUAGGCAUCACGGCCAAGGGCAACGACAGCGACCCGCUGGCGCUCCGCGAGCAGGUCAAGGCCGGAGCCUGCGGGCUGAAGCUGCACGAGGACUGGGGCACGACGCCGGCGGCCAUCGACGCGUGCCUGACCGUGUGCGACGAGCUGGACGUGCAGUGCCUGAUCCACACGGACACGCUCAACGAGUCCGGGUUCGUCGAGUCGACCAUCGCGGCCUUCAAGGGCCGCACCAUCCACACGUACCACACCGAGGGCGCGGGCGGCGGGCACGCGCCCGACAUCAUCAGCGUGGUCGAGCACGCCAACGUGCUCCCGUCGUCGACCAACCCCACGCGCCCCUUCACGCGCAACACGCUCGACGAGCACCUCGACAUGCUCAUGGUGUGCCACCAUCUGAGCAAGAACAUCCCCGAGGACGUGGCGUUCGCCGAGAGCCGCAUCCGUGCUGAGACCAUCGCCGCCGAGGACGUGCUGCACGACCUCGGUGCCAUCAGCAUGAUGAGCAGCGACAGCCAGGCCAUGGGCCGCUGCGGCGAGGUCGUGCUGCGCACCUGGAACACGGCCCACAAGAACAAGCUGCAGCGCGGCCCCUUGCCCGAGGACGCCGGCUCCGGCGCCGACAACUUCCGUGCCAAGCGCUACGUCAGCAAGUACACCAUUAACCCGGCCCUCGCCCAGGGCAUGUCGCACCUCGUCGGCAGCGUCGAGGUCGGCAAGCUGGCCGACCUGGUCGUGUGGGACCCCGCGUGGUUCGGCACAAAGCCGAGCCUGGUCAUCAAGAGCGGGCUGAUCGCCUGGGCGCAGAUGGGCGACCCCAACGCAUCCAUCCCGACCGUGCAGCCGGUCCUAGCGCGGCCCAUGUUCGCGCCGCUGGUCCCCGAGACCAGCGUGCUGUUCGUGUCGCAGGCCAGCGUGGCGUUGGGCACCGUGGCCGGCUACGGCCUACGCAAGCGCGUCGAGCCCGUCCGCGGCUGCCGCGCCGUCGCAAAGUCCGACAUGAAGUUCAACGACUCCAUGCCGCGCAUGCGCGUCGACCCGGAGACGUACAUCGUCGAGGCUGACAGUGUCGUUUGUGCGGCUGAGCCUGCCACCGGACUGCCCCUGACGCAGAGCUGGUUUGUUUAUUAGCUAGGGAGGCUGGCUGUUUGGCACACUGGGAAUCUGUGCUGUCCAUCCCUGGAGGCCGAUUUUAGGGGUCGUGGAGGAUUACUGGAGCAGGAUGGCGCUGUCUCUUGUUUUUAUGCUCUUUUACUUAGUACAUAUUCUAUAUCUAUCUUGGCUAUGUAGGAGGUGCUGAGUUAAUGUGUGUCUGAGGUACGCAGCUGUGGUU